AUGGCUCACGAGGAGUCUACCCCCAGCGGCACCAGUUACGAAACACCGGCCACGAGGUUGCAGCACCUCUCGCUGUCGAGCCAAACCAUUCACGCGGAUGACUACCUCAAUAUGUACAAGGACGUGGCACCAGCAAUGCACGUCUCGACCACCUUUCGAUAUAGUAGGAACCCAGACGAGCUGAAACAGUGGAACAACGAGAACCCGGUUAACCCCUACAACUCCCACAUCUAUUCCCGUGACAGCGCGCCGAACAGCACUCGCCUCGAAGCAAUUCUGACCUCGAUCCUUCAUGGGCCGUCCCUGACCUACAGCUCCGGCCUGUCGGCCUUCCACGCCAUGCUCGUGCAUCUGAACCCGAAGCGCAUCGCCAUCGGCGGUGGCUACCACGGCUGCCACGGCGUGAUAAAAUUGCUGUCCAAACUCACGGGCUUGCAAAUGGUCGAUCUCGAUUGUCCCGACUCGGAGUUGGGCAAGGGCGAUGUACUACAUGUCGAGACACCCCUGAACCCCACAGGCGAGGCGCGGAACCUGGAGUUUUACAGGAAGAAGGCGGACCGGACAGGCGCCUGGCUGACGAUUGAUGCUACGUUUGCGCCACCGCCGUUGCUAGAUCCGUUCUUGUGGGGAGCGGACGUGGUGAUGCACUCUGGCACGAAGUAUUUUGGUGGCCACAGCGACAUGCUGUGCGGUGUUUUGGCCAUGGCCCCGAAACAUAGUGCGUGGAUUGAAGAGCUGAGGGAUGAAAGACUUGUGCUUGGUAGUGUGCUGGGAAGUUUGGAAGGAUGGCUGGGCGUCAGAAGUCUAAGGACGCUUGAGAUACGUGUGAAGAAGCAGAGCCAUGACGCGGAGAAACUGGUCCAAUGGUUGACGUCUGAACUGCAGAAGGACGGAAGCCUGGUCAGCAAGCUGGUCAAGGAAGUCAACCACGCAAGCCUGCAAAAGCAAGACUUGGAGGGCGAGAAUGCUUGGCUGAAGCAGCAGAUGCCGAACGGAUUUGGACCCGUGUUUUCUUUCCUGUUCAAAGAGGGAAGCCUCGCGAAGAGACUGCCGAGUAAACUACACUUGUUUCAACACGCCACGAGUUUAGGCGGUGUAGAGAGUUUGAUAGAGUGGAGAGCUAUGUCGGACAAGAGUUGUGACAAACGCUUGUUGAGAGUAAGUGUUGGCAUAGAAGGAUGGGAAGAUCUGCGGGACGACUUGGUGCAAGGCUUCGAAGCUCUGAGCAAGGAGAGUACGGCGUAG
Molecule: messenger RNA, 1245 nt
Organism: Truncatella angustata
Lineage: Eukaryota; Fungi; Ascomycota; Sordariomycetes; Amphisphaeriales; Sporocadaceae
Product: pyridoxal phosphate-dependent transferase
Exons: 2
Coding region: 1-1245 (414 amino acids)
Biological process (GO): transsulfuration
Cellular component (GO): cytoplasm
Molecular function (GO): carbon-sulfur lyase activity; pyridoxal phosphate binding
Source: RefSeq, a predicted model, not a curated record